Molecule: messenger RNA, 828 nt
Organism: Vicia villosa (hairy vetch)
Lineage: Eukaryota; Viridiplantae; Streptophyta; Magnoliopsida; Fabales; Fabaceae
Product: putative RING-H2 finger protein ATL69
Exons: 1
Coding region: 25-576 (183 amino acids)
Biological process (GO): protein ubiquitination
Molecular function (GO): transferase activity
Source: RefSeq, a predicted model, not a curated record
CAUUAGUAUUAUCUUUUCUCUCUCAUGUCAACCACAGCUCUUCCACCAUCCACCACCGUCAUCACCACCACCACCGCUGGUGUAGGUCUCGGCUACGGCAUCGCGAUUGCCGUAAGCAUCCUCGUCCUCAUCUCAACAAUCAUGCUCGCCUCCUACAUUUGCGUCCGCUUAAAAUCCCAAGGACGUCGCAACUCCUUCCAUCUUGACACUCGCCGCGAAAAUGUAUCUAUAAAUCAAAAUAAUAUAAACGGCUCGGGCAUUCAGACUGAAUUACCCGGGCCGUUUAUCUUGGGCUUAGAAAAGCCCGAGAUAGAAUCCUACCCGAAGAUGUUACUUGGAGAGAGUAUGCGACUGCCGAAGCCGAAUGAAGGCCCGUGUUCGAUCUGUUUGAAUGAUUAUCUUCCGAAAGAAAUGAUCCGGUGUGUGCCGGAUUGUCAGCAUUGUUUUCAUGCGGAGUGUGUUGAUGAGUGGCUUCGGAUGAGUGCUACGUGUCCGCUGUGCCGGAACUCGCCUGCUCCGUCGCCCGUGGCUACGCCUUUGUCGGAGCUUGUUCCUCUGGCUUUUCAUGCUAGGUGAUUUUUAGUUUUGUAAUUUUUGUUAGUUCAAAAUUACUAGUUGAUAUUAAUAUAAUUUUAUAUUUUUCAUCAUUUUUAAAGUGUAAAAUAAAAAAAAAUAAAAAAAAAAAAGAGAUUUUGUUGUAUAGAACAGAGGAAGUUAAAAAAAAUAUUGUACAGGUAGUAUUAUAGAUUUGUUAGGAUCUAGCGUUACUGCAAAUGCAGAGAGGUGGUAUUGAUAUUGAAGGUACUGUGUCACAAAUUCAAUAUUGCA